CUGCCAGACACCACCUUAUUACCUUAAAUUCAGCCGACAAUUAUUCCUUAAUUACUCCGACAAUGGAUCAAAGAUCCUCUUCCCACGUUCUCAUCUUCCCUUUCCCAGUUCAAGGUCACGUCAACUGCAUGCUCCGCCUCGCCGAGCUUCUCUGCCAUGAAUCCUCCAUCCACGUCACUUUUCUCAAUUCCGAGUUUGCCCAUCAACGCCUCCUCCGUUACACCGAUCUUCACCUCCGUUUCUCAAGCUACCCCAACUUCUAUUUCAGAACCAUCUCCGACGGCCUCCCGGCCGACCACCCCAGGACCGGCGACCGGGUCGUCGACCUUUUUAACUCCAUCAACGCCGUCACCAAGCCGCGGUUCCGGGAAAUGCUGUCCUCCGGGAGCCUCCAGUCCUCCGGCCGCCCGCCUGUCACGUGCAUAAUUGCCGACGGGAUCAUGUGCUUCGCCAUUGACGUUGGAAAUGAGCUCCGUAUUCCGACCAUUUUGUUCCGUACGUUCAGCGCUAGCUGUUUUUGGGCGUUUUUCUGUGUCCCUAAGCUCAUUGAAUCCGGUGAUCUUCCAUUAAACGGAGAAAGUGACAUGGACAAACUGCUAGAAAAUGUGGAGGGGAUGGAGAAUGUUCUUAGGCUACGUGACCUUCCGAGCUUCUGCCGGACGACCGAUCUGUCGGAUCGCGGGUUUCUGUCGGUGAUUUUAGCGACCCUUCGGACCACAAGAGCCAACGGCCUUAUACUCAACACCUUCGAAGACCUGGAAGAAUCUGCGUUGGCGCAAAUCCGCAAACACAUCCCAAAUCUAUACACGAUUGGCCCCCUCCAUGCCCACCUGAGAGCUAGGGUUUCAAGCUCCAGAGGAGAGCUGCCAUGGCGAUCCUCAAGCAGCCUGUGGGAAGAAGACCGGAGCUGCAUGGCGUGGCUGGACGAACAACCGUUAAAAUCCGUUGUCUAUGUUAGCUUCGGAAGCAUGACGGUGUUGACAAGGAACCAGUUCUUGGAGUUCUGGCACGGGAUAGUUAACAGCGGGAAGGCGUUCUUGUGGGCGAUCCGGCCAAACUCCGUCAUCGGAGACGACAACAUCCCGGCGGAGCUGAUCGAGGGGACCCGGAAGAAAGGGUACAUGGUGGGGUGGGCUCCCCAGGAGGAAGUCCUGGUCCACCCUGCUGUCGGGGGAUUCCUGACCCACAGCGGUUGGAACUCGACCCUCGAGAGCAUCUGCGAGGGCCUGCCGAUGAUCUGCUGGCCGUUCUACGCGGACCAGCAGGUCAAUAGCCGGCUGGUGGGGGCGGUGUGGAAGAACGGAGUGGACAUGAAAGAUACGUGCGACAGAAUCACGGUGGAGAAGAUGGUGAAGGAGUUAAUGGAGGUGAGAAGAGAUGAGUUCACGAAAUGCUCGAACCGGAUGGCGAAGUUGGCUAGGAAAGCCGUCACGCAACAUGGAUCUUCCUACAGUAACUUGGACCGAUUGGUUGAGGAUUUAAAGAAGAUGAAGCUGCAACUCUAAUAUAUACACUUCCUUAGCUUGUGGUGUUUUAAUUCAUUUGCUUUUGAAUGUUAUGCUGAUUUUAAUAACUUUUUUUUCUAUAGUUAUUUCAUAGCAUUAUAUUUGUUAAUAUGCAACUGAAAGGAUGACACUUUGUUGUA
Messenger RNA from Ipomoea nil (Japanese morning glory), 1645 nucleotides. Its product is annotated as 7-deoxyloganetic acid glucosyltransferase-like. The transcript is spliced from 2 exons. Gene Ontology annotation, molecular function: UDP-glycosyltransferase activity. The record is from RefSeq and is a predicted model, not a curated record. Bases 63 to 1505 code for a protein of 480 amino acids. NCBI's taxonomy places the organism in Eukaryota, Viridiplantae, Streptophyta, Magnoliopsida, Solanales, Convolvulaceae.